AUGAUGUCAAGACAGGCCUUUCUCUGCAGUUUGGGAUCUCUGUAUUUGUCCCUUCUGUUUGUAUUUCUUCUAAUGGAUGUUUAUGCAAGGCCGGCAAAUAAUUCGGCCCUCAAAGAAAAGCCACCUGACAGUAAAGAUGAGAAUGAGAUCUUGCCCCCAGAUCACUUGAAUGGGGUCAAAAUGGAGAUGGAUGGACAUCUUAACAAAGAGUUUCAUCAAGAAGUUUUUCUAGGAAAAGAGAUGGAGGAGUUUGAGGAAGAUUCAGAACCCAGAAAAAAUAGGAAGAAGCUCAUGGUCAUCUUUUCAAAGGUGGACAUAAAUAAUGAUAAAAAGAUAGGUGCGAAAGAGAUGCAGCGCUGGAUCAUGGAAAAGACAGAUGAACAUUUCCAGGAAGCUGUAGAAGAGAAUAAAAUGCACUUCCGAGCUGUGGACCCUGAUGGUGAUGGCCAUGUGUCCUGGGAUGAAUAUAAAAUUAAAUUUUUGGCAAGUAAGGGCUUUAAUGAAAAAGAGAUUGCAGAGAAGAUCAGAAACAAUGAAGAGUUGAAAAUAGAUGAAGAAACACAGGAAGUUUUAGAUAACCUGAAGGAUCGGUGGUACCAAGCUGACAACCCACCUCCUGAUCUGUUGUUGAACGAAGAAGAAUUCCUCUCCUUUCUUCAUCCGGAGCAUAGUAGGGGAAUGCUGAAGUUCAUGGUGAAAGAAAUCAUCCGAGAUUUGGAUCAAGACGGAGAUAAGAAACUUACCCUUUCAGAGUUCAUUUCAUUACCUGUUGGUACUGUAGAGAACCAACAAGCUCAAGAUAUUGAUGAUGACUGGGUAAAAGACAGAAGGAAGGAAUUUGAGGAGGUCAUUGAUGCUAACCAUGAUGGCAUUGUCACAAUGGAAGAGCUGGAGGAAUAUAUGGAUCCUAUGAAUGAAUACAAUGCCUUAAAUGAAGCGAAGCAAAUGAUAGCAGUAGCAGAUGAAAAUCAAAACCAUCACUUAGAGCUGGAGGAGAUUCUGAAAUACAGUGAAUACUUCACAGGCAGCAAGCUUAUGGACUAUGCACGUAACGUCCAUGAAGAGUUCUGAUCCUGCUCACUUUUCCAGAGCUCUGAAGCACUUUCUUACUUAAAAAAAAAAAAAAACACCACAACAAAAAAAUCCAACCCCCAAACUGACAGAAAGUUACUUUGCUGCUAUCUGUGUUAUAUGCCUACAGUGUGUUGUCCUAGACUUAAACUUCCGUCCAUACGUAAGAUCUACAGCUCUGUUGCCUUCGGUAUGAAGGAAAAAAAGGUCCACAAAUAAUGGGGCAAGUACUGGACUUACAUCAGUUCGCCCUGGGUUGUACAGUUAAGCCAGCUGAAGUUUCAGCUGCUUUUGUCUGAUCAUAUUUGGUGGAGGCUUCUUAAAUACUUUAACUCUUCUUGUUGCCCUCAUAGCUGCUGAUCCAUGGAAAUCACAAAUAACAUUGAAAGAUGUUGGCUUUUGUAAAGGGGAUUGUGGUUCAAAUACGUGUGUUCUGACCUCAUGAGAAUAUC
This is a messenger RNA of Cariama cristata (Red-legged seriema), 1523 nucleotides long. It is a transcript of the gene SDF4, whose product is annotated as stromal cell derived factor 4. Lineage: Eukaryota; Metazoa; Chordata; Aves; Cariamiformes; Cariamidae. Gene Ontology annotation, cellular component: endoplasmic reticulum. Gene Ontology annotation, molecular function: calcium ion binding. The coding region runs from base 1 to 1071 and encodes 356 amino acids. The record is from RefSeq and is a predicted model, not a curated record. The transcript is spliced from 6 exons. Gene Ontology annotation, biological process: calcium-ion regulated exocytosis.